Spodoptera litura is the source of this 1353-nucleotide messenger RNA. RefSeq lists its product as uncharacterized. The record is from RefSeq and is a predicted model, not a curated record. Lineage: Eukaryota; Metazoa; Arthropoda; Insecta; Lepidoptera; Noctuidae.
UAUACAAACGAAUAUGUCUCAAUAUAAAUUGGAAGGUGAAUUCUCCAAUAUAAAUGAACGCCAACUGGAGUUCAUCAAUGAAGUGAUUUUACAACAAAAUUUGCAAGUUGAUAAAGUGAUAUUUGGUCCAUUGGGAAAAGCUGGUGAUAAUUUCAUGUCUGAUGUGAAAAGAAUCAGUGUAGAAGGUGCUCACGGGAGCCUGAAGAUGAUUGUCAAAGUGGCUUCAGAUUUGGAAGCUGUCCGUUCCGCCACAGGUACUGAAUUACUAUUCACUAAUGAGCAUGUUAUGUACACGGAAGUAUUACCUAAGCUGUUAUCACUACAAAAAGCAGCAGGAGUACCAAAAAAAGAACAUUUAAGAUACGCAAAAUGUUACGGAUCUCUGAACGAAGCACCAAACGAAGUGAUAAUUUUAGAAGACUUAAAUGAAUCAAACUUUAAAAUGUUAAACAAGUUUGAGCCUCUGUCAGAAGAGUGUAUAAGAAUCAUUUUAAAAAACUUUGGAAUUUUUCAUUCACUCUCGUACGCAUUGAAACACAAAGAGCCUGCGACCUAUCACCUCUUCAGUAGUAAACUGAAAGAUACUUGGGAUGUUCGAGUUAAUGAUCCAAACGUUGGUCUUCAAUUUGAACUGCUUUUAAAAAUGGUUUUACCAUUACUUGACAACGAUACUCAAAAAAAUAUAGUAAAGGAUAAAUUAUCAAAUGUAGUACAAGCAGUUCUAAAUCUAUCUGAGGAUAAAAAUAGUGGAAUCUCCGUCAUUCAUCAAGGCGAUGCUUGGACCAAUAAUUUUAUGUUCCGGUUUGAGGAAGGUGACUUGCGUGAAUCAGUGAUGGUUGACUAUCAAGCUUCAUCGAGCCACAAUCCAAUGACCGAUAUUCUCUUUAUGAUCUACAUCUGCACCGACCAUGAGGCCAGGUCUCAGAACUUGCACGACUGGUUGGACUAUUACCACUCAGAAUUAGAUAAAUCUUUGUCCCAUUUUGGCCUCAAGGCCAACGAUAUAUAUUCAAGAGAUCAGUUAAAUGCUGAUUUAAAAAGAUACGGUAAAUUAUUGUUUGCUACAACAGUCCUGUUCAAUAAUGUUUUAAUGAGAGAUGCGAGUGAAGUAACUGCAAUGAUGGAAGCCCUGAAGAUUGGUGGCUUUGAUGGAGUAAUGGAGAACAUGGACAAGCAUGCAAUGUCAAAAGAAACCUUUGACCGAAGUAAAAAAAGACUCUUAGAUCUAAUCGAAACCUAUACUCAAUAUGAUUUGUUGUAAAAAAUGGACGUUCGUAGAAAUGUUUAUUUAGUAAUUAAAGGUAAUAUGUCAUAGUUAAAUUACGAGUAAACUUUAUAUUUGUUUGUAUAUAC